AAAUUGAUAUCCAUAGAUGGACCCGAUGCCACCAAACUGUUCGGCAUGCUGGACUCGGCGUUUCUCUUCACUUAUGCCAUUGCCAUGUUUGCGUCUGGUUUUGUGGCAGAGCGCGUUUCCCUGCGCUACUUUCUGUCAAUGGGAAUGAUCCUCACUGGCAUCUUCACGUACAUGUUUGGCAUUGCCCGCACUUCCAAUAUACACAGUCUCUGGUACUUUAUCCUUAUCCAGAUCGGUGCCGGCAUAUUCCAGACAACGGGAUGGCCAGGCGUGGUCACGCUGGUGGGUCGCUGGUUUGGCAAAUCAAAGCGCGGCCUCAUAUUUGGCAUCUGGAACAGUCACACGUCCAUUGGCAACAUAUUGGGCACCUUAAUAGCGGCGCAUUAUGUGGAAAGCGAUUGGGCCAUGUCCUUUGUGGUGCCUGGUAUAGUCAUUGGCGCCAUUGGUUUUCUACUCUUCCUGUUUUUGGUGGAUCAGCCGGAGAUUGUGGGAUGUUAUCCGGACAGCAUGCCGCACGAGCGUCGCGUUACCAACGACUCGGACGAGGAGCAUGGCGACGAGGAGCAAGUGCGCCACAACGAUGCCGAAAUCAGCUACAGAUCGACGCCAACGGAACGCACACCAAUCUUGGCUCGUUCCCAGUCGCAGAACCAUCAGAGGGAGCACGGAGCUGGUCGUCCCAUCAGCCUCAUCGAUGCUCUAUAUAUACCCGGCGUUGCGGAGUUCUCGUUAUGUUUGUUCUUCACCAAGCUGGUCAGCUAUACAUUCAUGUACUGGCUGCCCUUGUACAUACAGUCUUCCAGCACAUUGGGUCCCACUCUGUCCGCAGAUCUGUCUACGCUCUUUGAUGUGGGUGGCAUUUUCGGGGCCAUAGCUGCGGGCUACUUAUCCGAUCUGACUGGAAUGUCGGCCACCAUCUGCAUGGGCAUGCUCUUCAUAGCUUCGCCCAUUCUGCUGAUGUAUCAACAGUACGGCACAUUGUCAGUGUCCAUCAGUGUGCUGCUGCUAAUUGUGGUCGGCAUCUUUGUGAACGGCCCGUAUGCAUUGAUCACGACCUCGGUGAGUGCAGAGCGGGGCCAGGACAGCUCCUUGGAGGGCAAUGCCAACGCUCUGGCCACUGUGACGGCCAUCAUCGAUGGCACAGGCUCGAUUGGUGCAGCUGUGGGGCCCCUGCUGGCCGGCCUGAUCUCCACCACUGGCUGGCAAAAUGUCUUUUACAUGCUCAUCAUAGCCGACAUCCUUGCCAUGCUGUUGCUGAGUCGACUGGUCGUCAAAGAGUUCGCCUCGCUGCGGAGAUCACCGACACGCAUUCGCAUCGAAUAACAGGCGGCGGACCUCGAGCCGAUUGAUGUAGUCUGACCUUAUUAAUUAGAUAUUUUGAUAACCGUUUUGUGUACAUAGUGCAUUGUAUUCAUAAAGAAGUGUAUUGUUUCCAUUCGAGAGCGUACGAGUAUCAGAGCCGAACUGAUUCUAGUUUUAUCCUACCCAUUAUACUAGUACAUGUCGUAUAUCACUAAUGUUAUUUUAAAUGUAUUCGUUCAACAGGCCGGAAUGUUAACCAUUAUCCUAAGCCAUCUUUCAAGUUUACACUUUUGAUAUAUUGCGUACAAAUACUAUAUACUACAUAUACGAUAUAUAUAUUUAUAUAUUUUGUAAUCUUGUGUGUGCGUGUGUCAGAGUCUCUUCGUUUUAAGUGCCGAACUAUCAUUAGUAAUAGCGGAAUUAUACUGCUAUGUAAAUACAGUUUAUCCGUACACUUUUCGUACAUCAAUAAAACCGGAAGGACCGUCCGCCCCUCACGGCAGUCCAAUUUCUGAACGCUA
Messenger RNA from Drosophila miranda, 1823 nucleotides. Its product is annotated as glucose-6-phosphate exchanger SLC37A2-like. The transcript has 4 exons. The coding region runs from base 46 to 1323 and encodes 425 amino acids. The record is from RefSeq and is a predicted model, not a curated record. Gene Ontology annotation, molecular function: transmembrane transporter activity. Gene Ontology annotation, cellular component: membrane. Gene Ontology annotation, biological process: transmembrane transport. Lineage: Eukaryota; Metazoa; Arthropoda; Insecta; Diptera; Drosophilidae.